This is a messenger RNA of Musa acuminata subsp. malaccensis (wild Malaysian banana), 893 nucleotides long. RefSeq lists its product as uncharacterized. The record is from RefSeq and is a predicted model, not a curated record. Lineage: Eukaryota; Viridiplantae; Streptophyta; Magnoliopsida; Zingiberales; Musaceae.
AUUAGUAGACGUCUUGUGGAGCGGGACGACUACCAGAGAAGAAAGAGUGAGCGGAGAGAGACGUAGGCGAAGAAAGAGAUCAGCCAUGGUGUGCAGAAGCGUUGUGAUGCGCUCGAUGCUGUUAUCGGAGCAGCCAUGGCGACCCUCCUGCCGCCCGAUCCUCGGCGCUUUCCAUUCGGUCGCUACUCCUCUUGUCCGGCCUCGAGUUAGGGCUCCGUUCGUAGCCGCUCCUCUUCGGUGCUCCCACGGCGACGCCCAGACGCCGGCCUCCCGUUCGUCCUCUCCUCAGGACGACCAGGGCCCUCCCCAGGAAGCUGUCCUCAAGGCCAUCUCCGAAGUAUCAAAGUCUGAAGGAAGGGUUGCACAAACCACAAAUGUUGUUAUUGGUGGUACAGUGAUGGAUGAUUCUACUGAUGAAUGGCUUGUUUUAGAUAAGAAGGUUAAUUCAUAUCCCACGGACAGACGGUUUACCGCAAUAGGAACUGGGGGUGAUGAAUUUGUCCAAUCAAUGGUUGUUGCUGUUGAAUCUGUGAUCCAAGAACCAAUUCCAAAGGGUAGCGUGAGUCAGAAAAUAUCUUCAAGGGGAAAGUAUGUGUCAGUAAAUAUUGGUCCUAUUCGUGUUAUCUCGAGUGAACAGGUCCAAGCUGUAUAUAAUGCCAUGAGGAGGGAUGACAGGAUGAAGUACUUUUUAUAGAUCGUAUGAACACGUUUCUUAUAGCAGUUUUGGCGGUUCAGCUCUUAAUCGAUCUUUGAUAGUCCAUGGCAAUUUGGUAGCUUCCAGGCUGGAGGGCAAAAGCCUUGUAUCAAAUGCUCAGAUCUGCUGCUUAUCAAAAUUCAGGAAUCUAUUGUGUUAAAGUCAUUCAAAUCACUGGUAGAUAAGCAUAAUUAUGGAA